UAAACCUGUCCAACAUAUCGAAUAAUUUUUGCGGAGUCAUAUAAUAUAAAAGAAGAUGCACGUUUUGUUAAUUUUUCAGUAAACAGUUUCUAGUGAUUUAAUUAUUUUAACGUUUAUUGGAAAAAGUUAUAAUUAAAUUGAUGCUUUAAAAACAAGAUGGAUCCUGCUUCGCUCCUCCUAAGGUUAUCAUUCUUUGGACUGUUCCUGAUACUGCUAUACUUAUACGCAACCAGAAACUUCAACUAUUGGAAGAAGCGAAACAUAAAAUAUGUAAAACCUGUUCCAUUUAUUGGUAACCUGGGUCCUAUGAUAACUUUAAAGAAAAAUAUCGGAUUUUUCCUUUUGGAUAUGUGCGAAACACUUAAAAGUGAUGUCUUUGGAUUUUUUGCUUUUGACACGCCUUUUUUGGUAGUAACGUCACCGAAAUUACUUAAAAACAUCCUGGUAAAGGAUUUUUCUAUUUUUAACGACAGAAUAGUAUAUUCUCCUAAUGGUCAUCCAAUUUUGGAAAAUGUAAUGUUUCUCGCAAAAGGCCAAUCUUGGAAAAACGUACGCUCCAAAUCAAGUCCAGCAUUUACCUCUGGCAAACUAAAGAACAUGUUUUUACUGAUAUUAAAAGAAUGUAAACUGCUUACCGACUACAUUGACAAGUUUGUCGAUAUGCCUAACGUUGAGGCCAAAGAGAUAUGUGCUAAAUAUUCUACUAACGUUAUAGCCAGAUGUGCAUUUGCAGUAGAAGCUAAUUCGUUUGAAAGUGAUGAUGCCGAAUUUAGGAAAAUUGGAAGCCGGCUAAUCAAUAUGAAACUGUCAACAGCCAUAAGACAAACCAUAUGCUGGUUCUCGCCAAUGAUAGUUAAGUUAUUUGGAAUUUCCGUUUUCGAAGGAAGUUCUGUUACAAGGUUAUCGGCAAUUUUUAAAGAAGUCUUACAUACAAGAAUGAAUUCUAACGAGAAUACAUCGAACGAUUUAAUAGAUGUACUGUUAGAGUCCAAGAAAAAAGGAUCGGAAUUAUCUGAAGACUUCAUGGUAGGGUCAGCCGUUCAAUUUUUCACUGCUGGAUUUGAAACAGUUAGUAGCGUAUUAAGUUUUACGUUAUACGAACUUACUGUUAAUCCAGAUAUACAGCAACGUCUAAGAAAAGAAAUUCUGAAACAUAUUGAUGAGAACGGAUUCACUUAUGAGUCCCUUAAUGCUAUGAAAUAUUUAGAUAUGUGUGUAUCAGAGACCUUAAGAAAAUACCCUACUUUACCCUUUCUUGAUAGGGUAUGCAAUGCAGAUUAUAAGCUUACCGACGAGAUCACAAUUGAAAAAGGAACUAAGAUAUUUGUUCCUCUUUUCGGAUUGCAUUAUAAUAAAGAAUUAUUCCCUAACCCCUAUAAGUAUGAUCCAGAAAGAUUUGCAGAUAAAUCAGUGAUUAAUGCUGACAAUAUGCUCUACUAUAUGCCUUUUGGUGAAGGACCAAGGAUAUGUAUUGGAAACAGAUUUGGUCUUAUGGGAGUAAAAACCGCCCUUGUUUCAAUUUUAUCUAAAUUCGAUUUGGUAAAGAGCGAUAAAACUCCGGAACACAUUAAUUUUGAUCCUAAAGGCAUUGUGCUGCAGUCAACAAUAGGAAUUCCAAUUACAUUCAAGCAUUUGUAGAAGAGUCACUGCAAAAUACUCGCAUAUUUUGUGACAAAUACUUAGAUAGUAUCAGUCUAGUUAAAUAUAAAAGAAUGGAAUGUACUUUUGAGUUAUGUAAACAAUGAUGACAGUUUAUUUCUUAAAUAGACAAAUUACCUCAAUGACUAUAUAAUUUGUAUGCUAGCACCUUAUAGACAAAUAUAUAAUUGUUUAUAAAAUUC
This is a messenger RNA of Anthonomus grandis grandis, 1841 nucleotides long. Its product is annotated as cytochrome P450 6j1-like. Gene Ontology annotation, molecular function: heme binding; iron ion binding; oxidoreductase activity, acting on paired donors, with incorporation or reduction of molecular oxygen. The coding region runs from base 157 to 1638 and encodes 493 amino acids. The transcript has 7 exons. The record is from RefSeq and is a predicted model, not a curated record. Lineage: Eukaryota; Metazoa; Arthropoda; Insecta; Coleoptera; Curculionidae.